Molecule: messenger RNA, 1420 nt
Organism: Nematostella vectensis (starlet sea anemone)
Lineage: Eukaryota; Metazoa; Cnidaria; Anthozoa; Actiniaria; Edwardsiidae
Exons: 9
Coding region: 24-1415 (463 amino acids)
Source: RefSeq, a predicted model, not a curated record
GAGUUUGGUUCAAGAAAGUCAAAAUGGCUGUUGCUGGUGCAAUCGAAGUAGCAGAACUGGCAGCCGAAGCUGCUGCCGAAGCAGCUGCCGAAGCAAUUGCAGAGACAACCGCGGAGGCCGCCGCAGAGGGGGCGGCAGAGGCGGCGGCUGAAGGAGCGGCAGAAAUGGCAGCAGAGGCGGCAGCCGAGACAGCAGCCGAAACGGCAUCCGAGACAGCGGCAGAAACUGCGGCGGAGACGGCCGCCGUUUCGGCGGCCGAAGAAAGUAUAUCUGGAGGGUUAAUUGCCAAGGUCGUUAAAGUCGGUGCGAUUAUUGUGGCCGGUGUAGCGGUCGGAUCUGUUAUUGAUCUGAUUAAGAGUGCGACAGGCGCGGGAAUCAAGAAAUGCGAACUUGACGCAGACACCAGGAGAAGUCUGGAAAAAGUGCAAGAUGCACUCUCUCAAAUGGCAGGCAUGUUCAAAAGAUGGAAUGAAGUGCUGGGUAAACUCGGAAAAGACGUGGAUCUAGGAAGCAUUCAGGUGGAUGUGGAAGGCGAGAAGGAGAGUAUCCACGUCAGUAGUCUGUUUUACGGGGUACUUGACACCAUCAGAAAGGACUUGGGCAAAGCGGAGGCCAUCGCGAAGGAGUGCUCCGAGAGCUGUGCAUGGCAAGCUAACCUACAAGUGUUCACGCUGCCCAUUGUGAAUGCUGUGACUGGCAUGGUCGCCCUCGUGGAUCUGAGAGAUAAGAGCAGUAAACUACAGCAAUACAACAUACCCACUGCUGGUGACAAAACUACUUUGAAGCAAGUUCUAGAUAGCAACUUUCCCAAGUGGAAAGAGUAUAUACAACAGGAAGCAAAAAAGCAUUUGAGUAAAGCGAUGGUGAAGGAGUUGACAGAAAACGCAACUAAAGCAGUGCUCCCCAUCGUCAAGCAACCAAUCCAAACACAAGUUCUGGCUCAAGCCAAAUCUCAAGUCGUUCCUCGCAUCGUGAAUGCGUCUAAGGACGAGGGUAAACGCGCGGCAAAGCGGGUAUUUGACGAUCGGCGCGGUCAUAUCAUGGCUAUCGGUCUGAUUCCAUUCUACGGCUGGGUCAAGUCACAGCAGCUGAUAGCGGAUGCCAAGAGAGACGCCAUCAACAAUGCCAGGGACGCCGCCAGGAAUAAGGCGAAUCAGGAGUUUGGAAGUCCUGCCGUGCAGGAUCACAUGCAUCAAAUCUCAAAAAAUGUUUCGGACUCGGUAUUCGCCCAGCACAAAACACAGGUGGACCAAGCCAUAAAGUCAGCGGUAGACAGCACCAUGGCUCACCACAAGUCUGUGCAUGCGCAGUUCAGUUCGCAUACCUCCAAGACUAUGAUGGCAGCGACAUCACUUCCGAAUUAUCGAUUUGUGUUCUUUUGUACCGGGAAAGGUAUCAAAAUAAAUAAAUGUUAACGGAG